UGUGUGCCAGGCUGCACAGAGAGGUUUGUGGGUGACAGCCAGAGGGGCCUGUAUUGCGACUACAGCACCAGCUACCCCGGAGGUAGUGGAGAGUGUGUCAGUGAGUACAGUGCUACCCUGUUAACCUUUCACAGGUCUGUAGAGGUCUGUUUGUGCUGUCAUGCCAACUGUAAGAUAUAUCUGUUUGUGCUGUCUUGCCAACUGUUAGACCCAACUGUGACAGCCUCGACAACAACAUUUACCCAGACACCAUAGCAGUAGGUACAGUACUCGAUAGACGAAAGGCAAAUAAGACUUCAACUUUAUCCUAUUUGAAUGAAUAAUUGGGUGACACAUGCUUAAUUUGCAUAUUUCCAAAUGCGCGACCAAGAUGCAGGGCUCAUUCGCUCAUCAAAAUCAUGACGUUCCAUGGUCCAAUUAUAACUUGCACAAUGCAAGAACCUCUAGGGUUAAGUUGAGGCAUAACUCCUGUUAAGGUUAGCAUAAUGCUGUAUGAAAGCUUAAAAUACUGUAGAAAAUCCUCUGCCCUCUGCCUAUUGGCUACUUAGCUUAUUCAAACUUGUCUCAAAAUACUACAAUGUCCCUUUAAGGCAGUGCUUCUCAAUUAUUUUCUGUUACGCCCCCCCUAGGAAGAAGUAAACAUUUCGCGCCCCCCAACUCUCCGCCGCAACUGUAUAUAAAAUAUAGAUCAACUUACAACAAAGAAUAAACGUUAUUAACAUUGUUUUUUAGUCUGUAACAGAAAAUACUAAAAGUGCAUAAAUUUGCCUGAAAUUAAAAAAAAAAUUAAAACCUUAUUUAAACUGUAAUUUUUUUUUGACCAUUUGAUACUGAAAAAUAAAAUAAAAUAUAAUCAAUAAAUAAUAAUACAUUCAAAUUGAUCAGCAACAUUAACUCAGGAGCACAAUAUAUGAAACACUUUGACCUAUAAAACAAAAAUGAAUAAAACAAUUUGUGCUGAUUAUUAUUAUUUUUUUAAUCAAAAUGAGGAAGUCAGGAAUAAUGGCUACAAUGAGCACGUUUUGCAGUGCACAGCUUUUCGAAGCGGGGUUUGAAGCAUGAUACUGCAAUUCUCAGCUCCUGCUCAAUGUUUAGCUGGGACCUGCACUGCAACAGCAGAGAAGCCAGUCUCACAAAGAUAAGAUGUUGCAAAAGGAAGAAGAAUGCCCAUGGCCCUCUGCCCUAUGAGUGGAUGCUGCCUCUCUGCACUCAGCCAGAAUUCACUCAGUGUCUGUGAUGUGAACCUCAGUCUCAAUGUGGAGUCAGACGUCAUAUCAAUGAACUGGUCCUCCUCUGCAGAGCUGAAACCAGUUGGAGCCAACACCCAUUGCAAGCUUUCGAGUGAAAGAGCUGAUCUUGUCUGUGACCUGAGGGAGGUGUUUAUCUUUCCCUUGAAGCUGUAGAUUUAGUUCAUUUAGCUUUCCAAAUAUGUCACUCAGGUAGGCCAGUUUUGCCAGGAAGUUCUCAUCACCAAAUUUUUCUGCGAGGUCAUACUUGUGCUCCUGCUCCGAAAACAUUCUUAUCUGCUCUCUGAGCUCAAAAACUCGGGACAAGACUUUUCCUCGUGACAGCCACCUUGCUUCACUGUGAAACAGCACAGCUUGAUGUUCAGCUCUCAUCUCCUCACAGAUAGCAGAGAAGACUCUUGUUUUUAGUGGUCUGGUCUUUAUAAAAUUGACUACACCUACAAUGUCAGUCAUAACCUCACUUAAUUCAGAGAAAAGGUGCCUUGAUGCCAGUGCUUCUCUGUGUAUAACACAGUGUGUCCACUCAGCAUUAAGUGAGGCCUUCUUGAUGAGUGCCCGAAGUCCUUUUCUCAUCCCUGCCAUGGUCUGUGCACCAUCACUGCAAACACCAAUGCAGUUCUCCCACUUUAGCCGAUUCUCAGUCAGGAAGCAGUCCAGCAUUUUGAAUAGCUCUUCAGCUGUGGCUCUGUCUCUGACAUAUUUACGAAAAAGUAGAUCCUCACACAGGGAGUUUGUCAUGUCAAAACGUACAUAAGCGAUAAACAAACAGUCUUUGUUGCUUCAUUGAACUGUAAGGCAAAACGUUUGUCUUUGAGUUUAUCUACCAGCUGUUCUUUAAGAUCGUUAGCAAUGUCAUUUAUACGUCUGGCGACAGUGUCAUUGGACAGAGGGAUAGUUUUUAUUUUUGCAGCACUUGCGUCAUCCAGCAUGACAGAGACCAUGUCUAAUGCUGCAGGCAGUAUCAGCUCCUCUGCUAUGGAGUGUUUUUUUUGCACUGAGCAAUUUGGAACGCCACCUUAUAUGAUGCCAACAGUGCUCGCUGGUUUACUGAAGUAGCAUUCACAAAGCGGGACGAUUGUUUGCAAUUUUCGGCACGUUUUCGCUGAAAACUCAAGCGGCUUAUCAGCGUGAUUGGGGUGUAAUGUCUUUAAGUGACGCCUUAAUUUAUUUGGCUUCAUGCUGUCCGCUGCCAACAUUUUUAGACACAGUAAACAUACCGGUCUUUCCUCGUCUCCCACCGUAGUCACAGUGAAGCCAAGCGCUACAUACGCUUCAUCAUAUUUCCUCGUCUUAGCAUUCGGGAGACUUACGUUUGUCUCAGUAUCUCCGUCUCUCUCCGCCUUUCUUUUCAUCCCUGUUGAAUAUUUUUCCAUGGUGUCUCCUAAGGGUUUGUUAUCUGCACUUCAUAUCUCCUGCUCUGUGCUGUGUGCUCUUGUUCGGUGCAAAAAAACCCUACUCCCUGCGGCAAAAAAAAGCAUGUUCCCCAGGGUCACACGCGCCCCCCCCGGCAUCGCUCCGAGCCCCCCCAGGGGGGCGCGCCCCACUAUUUGAGAAGGACUGCUUUAAGGCAAUAAAACAUUGUUUUUAAAUAUGUCUAGAAAUGUACACAUUUUGUGCUCUUGUAGGAAGCAAUCACUCCCCUAUUGCUGACUACAAAUGAUCUAUAACUGGGCUAAUAACUCACUAACUAGCAAAGGAUAUGAACAAAAUGUGCACAUGCAGCUCUUUAUUUGAUCUCAAAACAAGCCAUCUACUCACGACCACAGCUGUAAAAACAAGCGCAUCUGCUCAUGACCACAGCUGUAAACAAAGUCCAGUUCAAAGUAAAUGUCUAGAUGGUCUAAUUGCACAUAGGCCUACUGCAGCUCUGAUUGGUUAUGCCGCACCGGUCUGUGUAGAGUACGGGUGUGUGUCAAUGCAAUAGAAUCCUACUCAGAUGUGGUCCACCUAUGACAAAAUCUCUUGUGUUGAAAGUGGCUAAUAUUGCCUUGAUUCGAUCACAAUUGCCACAGUAAAGGGAAACGUUGAUAGUGUUAACACACAGGGAAAGCUCGAGAAAGUUGACUGAAGUCCAAUCUCAUGCUUCUCUCUGUGGGCUGAUGGUUCUUCUGCGCUCUGCGCGGCAGGGGAGCUGCACAGUUUAGAGGGAACAUUGCUCCCAACUACCUUGUACAAACAUCUAGAAAGGAAGCCUAAAGCUGGUGAUCAGGCUGACCUUUCCAUCAACUGUCCAUUUUCUUUCCAAGAACAAGAUUUUUAAAAAACAACAACUACAGGUUGGCAAAGUAAAAUCAAUUUGAGCAUCUACAAAUCAUCUGUAGGGGCCUUUCCAAAUAAAGUGGUCCGAAUAUGCAUAUUUACUUUUCUUUCAUUAAUUCAUAUCACAUGUAAUUCUGAGUUAUUCCUAUUAUUUACUCACAUGUAACAUAUCACAGUAACAAAAUACACAGAGAACAGUAUCCCUUGGUCAAAAUGUUGAAAAUAUGUAGCAACAACUUGCUUAAAGUCUUGAAAUAACUUUGGUGCUGCAAUGAGAUUUACAUGUUGUUUGCCAUGAUAAACAUCCUGAGGCUCACAACACAGAGGAAUGUGGAUGCAUUUCAGCUAUUUCCUUUUGGACAAAAGGGCGCAGUUCCAUUGCACCUGCAUGGCAGUAUUUACACAGUAGCAUUCCAGUUGAGAAAUAACAUCAUUGAAUAAUUUUGACUCUGUUUUUGGUUAACAGUUUAAUUGAACAGGGUUUUACAUAAAGCAUUCAUAACACUUUUAUGAAAGCAGUCAUAACAGCUUUAUGAAUGUUACAGUAUCAUUCAUAACAACGUUCUUAAAACAUGUUAUGACUGGUUUCAUGAAGGUGUUAUGAAUGCCUUAUGCACAGAUACCCCCUUCAAGUAAAGUAUUUCCCGUUUUUGCAGCUAGCCUACUGUAUAUGCUUCAAAGGCGUGUAGUGUGUGCAAGGAGUACAGUAGUUACAGCACAGCAGUAGACAGGCUGUAUUGAAUCCUGCAGUCAAAUAUAGUAAAGCAUUUGAAACCACAAUAUUCAUAUUUAAAACCUCUUAGAUGUAAAGAACCUGUUUUGGGGACCUACGUGGUUCCGGUACCGGUUCCGACCAACAUGUUCGCUUAUAAAUCGAUCUGUGUAUACCAUAUAUCGAAAUGGCUUGCAUUGAGUGGUCACCCUGAUUCUCACUCGCACAGCAGGAUGGGAAAUCUGACACCACUUGAAGCUGGGAUGUCCCUCCUACCAUUUUAAUUCGCUCUUCAACGCCUGUCUGAACCAUACGUCACAGCCACUAAUAGAAUCCUUACGUCGUAGCGCAGCAGGAGAGAGUGCUUUCGUCGCUGUAGCACAUUCAGAGAUCGAUUAAUAGCCAGUAAUCUGUUUAUCAUAGACGGAUGAGGUUAAAAAGAGAUGAAAGGCGAGUUCUUAACGAGUUGAGGAAGCCAAGCUAGAGCUAUGUGAGACGUUCUCAGCGACAGGGGCAGACGUUUUGCUCAAGAGAGACCAUCAGAAAAUAUGUACAAAAUAUGCACUGAACAUACAAAUAUGUAUUUUACAGUUAUAAGGAUAAAAUAUUUUAGUCAGUUGUUCUAUAAUUUGAUUAUACUAUAUUUAAAAUUCAAAAUACACUGCUCAAUAAAAUAAAGGGAACACUAAAAUAACACAUCCUAGAUCUGAAUGAAUGAAAUAAUCUUAUUAAAUACUUUUUUCUUUACAUAGUUGAAUGUGCUGACAACAAAAUCACACAAAAAUUAUCAAUGGAAAUCAAAUUUAUCAACCCAUGGAGGUCUGGAUGUCACGCCCUGGCUCUGGGGACUAUGUUAUGUUGAGCCAGGGUGUGUAAUUCUAUGUUUGAUUUUCUAUGUUGGGCUGAGUGACUCCCAAUCAGAGGCAACGAGUGUCAGCUGGGUGUCUCUGAUUGGGAGCCAUAUUUAACUGUCUGUCUUUCACUUUGUGUUUGUGGUUUCUUGUUCAUUUCGGUUUGUGUUAAACUGUAGACGUCACGUUAUCGUUUUGAUCAGUAAUAAAAGGAUAUGUUCACCUUCAACGCUGCGCCUUGGUCCUCAUCUCUAACCAACGAUCGUGACACUGGAUUUGGAGUCACCCUUAAAAUUAAAGUGGAAAACCACACUACAGGCUGAUCCAACUUUGAUGUAAUGUCCUUAAAACAAGUCAAAAUGAGGCUCAGUAGUGUGUGUGGCCUUCACGUGCCUAUAUGACCUCCCUACAACGCCUGGGCAUGCUCCUGAUGAGGUGGCGGAUGGUCUCCUGAGGGAUCUCCUCCCAGACCUGGACUAAAGCAUCCGGCAACUCCUGGACAGUCUGUGGUGCAACGUGGCGUUGGUGGAUGGAGCGAGACAUGAUGUCCCAGAUGUGCUCAAUUGGAUUCAGGUCUGGGGAACGGGCGAGCCAGUCCAUAGCAUCAAUGCCUUCCUCUUGCAGGAACUGCUGACACACUCCAGCCACAUGAGGUCUAGCAUUGUCUUGCAUUAGGAGGAACCCAGGGCCAACCGCACCAGCAUAUGGUCUCACAAGGGGUCUGAGGAUCUCAUCUCGGUACCAAAUGGCAGUCAGGCUACUUCUGGCGAGCACAUGGAGGGCUGUGCGGCCCCCCAAAGAAAUGCCACCCCACACCAUGACUGACCCACCGCCAAACCGGUCAUGCUGGAGGAUGUUGCAGGCAGCAGAACGUUCUCCACGGCGUCUCCAGACUCUGUCAUGUCUGUCACGUGCUCAGUGUGAACCUGCUUUCAUCUGUGAAGAGCACAGGGCGCCAGUGGCGAAUCUUGGUGUUCUCUGGCAAAUGCCAAACGUCCUGCACGGUGUUGGGCUGUAAGCACAACCCCCACCUGUGGACGUCGAGCCCUCAUACCACCCUCAUGGAGUCUGUUUCUGACCGUUUGAGCAGACACAUGCACAUUUGUGGCCUGCUGGAGGUCAUUUUGCAGGGCUCUGGCAGUGCUCCUCCUGCUCCUCCUUGCACAAAGGCGGAGGUAGCAGUCCUGCUGCUGGGUUGUUGCCCUCCUACGGCCUCCUCCACAUCUCCUGAUGUACUUGCCUGUCUCCUGGUAGCGCCUCCAUGCUCUGGACACUACGCUGACAGACACAGCAAACCUUCCUGCCACAGCUCGCAUUGAUGUGCCAUCCUGGAUGAGCUGCACUACCUGAGCCACUUGUGUGGGUUGUAGACUCCGUCUCAUGCUACCACUAGAGUGAAAGCACCGCCAACAUUCAAAAGUGACCAAAACAUCAGCCAGGAAGCAUAGGAACUGAGAAGUGGUCUGUGGUCACCACCUGCAAAACCAGUCCUUUAUUGGGGGUGUCUUGCUAAUUGCCUAUAAUUUCCACCUGUUGUCUAUUCCAUUUGCACAACAGCAUGUGAAAUUUAUUGUCAAUCAGUGUUGCUUCAUAAGUGGACAGUUUGAUUUCACAGAAGUGUGAUUGACUUGGAGUUACAUUGUGUUGUUUAAGUGUUCCCUUAAUUUUUUUGGAGCAGUGUAUAUUUGUUGCAGGUGCAUGGUAACAACUGAAUAACGUGAGAAAAGUGAAACCCGCACGCUGCUCUUGAUAGUAUCACUGUUCUUUAUUAAUAAUAUGCCAUUUAGCAGACGCUUUUAUCCAAAGCGACUUACAGUCAUGUGUGCAUACAUUUUUACAUAUGGGUGGUCCCUGGGAUCGAACCCACUACCCUGGCGUUACAAGCGCCAUGCUCUACCAAUUGAGCUACAGAGGACCACAGCUUUACGUAUCGGCUUCUUGGCCGUCAGAGCUUUUGUGAGUGUUUUUAAAUAUUAUGCUAUAUUUAGAAAGAAUAUAAGUCAUUUCAAGCCUUAUUCAUACAGUUUAGUUGAAUAGGAAAUACGUGAUAUAAAAUAUUUCAUAUUUUUAGCAUAUUUGUACUGUGUACUUGAGCUUGUGUCCUGUGACUACACCUCAGCAAUUUAUAAAAUGUUUUAUCAGAAAGGUGAGAUUUUAAUCUUUAUUGGAGUAUGAAGCAUUACUAGUUAUUGUUUAUGGCCCUCUCAUGAUAAAUAAUUACUUUUGGGGAUUAUGUAGAUUACAUUCUUUAUUACAUUUAGUUACAUUAACUGGUUAAUUAACAAGAAUUGUUUUUAAUUCAUUACUCAUAACAUUUAUUUUGUGUGUAAUAGCAUAGCCAUAUCCAACCACAAUAACAUCACAUUACAAAUCCCAUGAGUAUACAAAUGGCCUAAAGGCAUCACAUUGCCCUUGUCUUUCAACAAGACCCAGUGGAGAGACCAUCAGAGAGGGAGAGGUUGCGUCAGGACUUUGGUGGUGAUGCAGCUCACUCUCAGGGCCAGUGCCUGAGCUCCAACUGCAUCGAGCAAAUCACAGACUGGAGCCUCUGCUCCCGCAGCUGUGGUCCAGGUGUCUCCACCCGCAGUUCAAACCAGAACUGGGCCUGCCGCCCGCAGACCCAGACCAUACUGUGCCAGGUCAGGCUAUGCCAGCCCACCGCCGUGCAGCGCAGCAGGUCGCAGGAGGUGAGUGGGAGCCAAGCCGCAUCUUCACCUUUCUUUACUUCAAACACUUUGCAAAUACUCUUACUGCUCAGACUGUCGGCUGUCGGCUUUGUUUUCGAGGUUGGUUCAGGUAGGAUGGAUUGCCACUCGAGAUGGAUGGACACAGUUUGUGCAUUAGAAACGGUUUGCUUUCCUUCUCGUACCUCACUUUUUGGCAAAUGGGAUGAAUUACUUGAUAUGGUUUACAUGUACCUGUACUUACAUUGACCAUCAAUUGAUCAUACAUCUAUGCCAUCAGAAUAAUUGUUGUCAAAAUAUUUCAUAGUUCAUAUUGAUCAAAUACAAGUUAAUGCAAGAUAUCAAUCAGAAUCAUUCACCGUUAUCAAUUGCUGUCUGAAGCCCACUAGGCUAUGUACAGCAUGUUUAUUGCAAAGAACGGGUGCCUGCGAGAGCAGCUAUAGGUCUCCUUUACCCAUUCGUCUGGAGCACCAGGGCUGUUUCAGCACGCGGGCCUAUAGAUCCCGGUUCUGUGGCCUACAGUGUCCAGACUGUACCGCACCAGGACUGUCCGCAUGGCCUUCGCUGCCCCCAGGGCAGGAUGAGCCACCAGCAGGUGAUGAUGAUUGAGUCCUGCUCCUGCCACCACUACAACUGUCCUCAGUCCCCACUCACAGCCUACAGAAGAGCCAUACCCUGGCUU
Coregonus sp. 'balchen' is the source of this 8435-nucleotide messenger RNA. Lineage: Eukaryota; Metazoa; Chordata; Actinopteri; Salmoniformes; Salmonidae. The record is from the annotation of a GenBank genome assembly.